This is a messenger RNA of Symbiodinium natans, 1131 nucleotides long. The record is from the annotation of a GenBank genome assembly. Lineage: Eukaryota; Dinophyceae; Suessiales; Symbiodiniaceae.
AUGAGCAGCCCUUCGACACCUGCUGUCAAUGGUCCGACCCUCGUCCAUGUGGCCGUUCAGUCCGAGGCGACACAGUCCGAGGAGGACCCGACAGAGUUUGCAGCACGCUAUCAUGCGGCAAGGCGGUCAAAUCUUCCGGAGGCGUCUCCCAUGCCUUUGACUCCUCCCACGCCGCUUUUCACGCACAACACGCCGGUGAACGGCUUUCGCAUCCCGGUGCCAACCGACAUGUCAUCGAACUCACCGGCGGUCAACGAGGGCACCCUGAUAUCCUUCGGAGUUCCCUUGGAAGACAGCGCUGCAAAGCGGAUCACCAUCCGCGUCAUUCUCCUUGCGGCUGCGACAUGCGCGGUCUCCAUCGUCCACUUCAUCCUCAACCUGCUGAGGGGCAAUUACGACAGUCCUGAGGGAGGCGACAGCAAUUCGGGAGUUUGGAGCCAGCUGUCCGCGCUGCUUAUCGAGCUCAGCAUUCCCGUUUCCGGCUACAUGGGAGCCCUGUAUCACAACCGGCAGCUGACCUGCUGCUACUGCAGCUGCAACCUUUUCCUGGCCGUCAUUUCCGUGAUGAGUUUCGCACGCUUCCAGAUACGACUCCUGGAAGUCAACGGGCAGUGCUAUCUGGAAACAGAUCCGAGCCAGAGGAGCCUCUGUCUCUUGUGGCAAGAGAACUCCUUCGACAAGUGGGUGUUUCUCUUCAAUAUCCUCAUGACAUCGGGUAUGGCCUGCUGUGCAUUCUUUGCAGGGAACCUUCUGUACCACAAGCUCGCUCAGGAAGGGGAAUUUCCUGACUUGUCCACUGCGCCGGUGGUUGGUGAGGUGGUCCAGCUGAGUGCGGCUUUCACAAGCACCAGCCCUUCUCAACCGCACGGGUCUAACAACCAGGUUCGCAUGGUCACGUAUUUUGCGGUGGACUCUCACUACCGCGCCCCGGCCCGUGAGGAUCUCACGAAUAAGGUUGUUUUCGUUGCGAUAAGCGGCCAACCUAGAAUAGGUGGAUUGGCGUCUCUGAACCCAGAUGUUGCCUCGCCCUCUGCCCUGGAACAGGGGCUAGAUCCUGAAUGGACCGAUAGUGGGCAAGCAAAAGAGGAAGGUCCCCACCAAAGCGGGCGCGACAUUGAAGCUCCAAACUAG